Alternaria novae-zelandiae is the source of this 429-nucleotide messenger RNA. It is a transcript of the gene SNX3, whose product is annotated as Sorting nexin-3. Bases 1 to 429 code for a protein of 142 amino acids. Gene Ontology annotation, cellular component: early endosome membrane; retromer complex. Gene Ontology annotation, biological process: endocytic recycling; late endosome to Golgi transport. NCBI's taxonomy places the organism in Eukaryota, Fungi, Ascomycota, Dothideomycetes, Pleosporales, Pleosporaceae. Gene Ontology annotation, molecular function: phosphatidylinositol-3-phosphate binding. The transcript is spliced from 4 exons. The record is from RefSeq and is a predicted model, not a curated record.
AUGCAGUCGCUGCCAGACGCGCGAUCGCAAAGCUUCGAGGAGCUCUAUGGGCCCCCCGAGAACUUCCUGGAGAUCGAGGUCCGAAACCCCAUGACACACGGUGUCGGCCGUGGCAUGUACACGACGUACGAAAUCGUUAUGCGCACCAACAUCCCCGCCUUCAAGCUCAAGUCGUCGACGGUACGCCGUCGCUACAGCGAGUUUGAGGCUUUCCGCGACAUCCUCGAGCGCGAGUCGGCGCGCGUUACAAUACCACCGCUGCCGGGCAAGGUGCUCACCAACCGCUUCUCGGACGAUGUCAUUGAGCACCGACGCGAAGGGCUCCAGCGCUUCCUCCAGAUUGUCGUGGGCCAUCCGUUGCUGCAGACGGGCAGCAAGGUGCUGGCUGCCUUUGUGCAGGAUCCCAACUGGGACAGACACGCGUGGUAG